Microdochium trichocladiopsis is the source of this 978-nucleotide messenger RNA. RefSeq lists its product as uncharacterized. The transcript has a single exon. The coding region runs from base 1 to 978 and encodes 325 amino acids. NCBI's taxonomy places the organism in Eukaryota, Fungi, Ascomycota, Sordariomycetes, Xylariales, Microdochiaceae. The record is from RefSeq and is a predicted model, not a curated record.
AUGAAGGCCACCACCGCACUCCUGGCCCCUGCCGCCCUGCUCGCCGCCGUCUCGUCAGUGCUCGCCUCGCCCACGGGCGUCAGCGACAACGAUGCGCCCUCGACCACCACCACCAGCGCCUCGAGCUGCACGGCGCCGCUGAUCGCAGAGCUGUGUGACUACCCGCCGCCUGAGAAUGCCGGCUACUUUGCCAUCGCGGCCAGCGGGCCAUCGACGUGCUGGGAGCACUGCGCAAAGAACGCGCCCUGCAACUUCUCCGUCUUCCUCCUCAACAACCCCUACACGGGCACGGGCACCUGCUGGAUGUACCCGGGCCAGUCGUACAACCCGGCGGCCGGGCAGGCCGACGGCUGCACGCGCAAGUCGUUGAGCGUCUACGGCCAGCCGACGUGCUCGGACCCGGAGCAGCCCAUCGGCGGCACCAACACGGCGCCGCCCGCCUGCGCCGCCACCGCGAGCCCCUCGCCCGUCGCCAAGAUCUGCGACUACCCGCCCCCGCCGGACGGCUGCUUCAACUCGUGCGCCGCCUCGGCCAGCAGCGCCGCCUGCCUCAGCCAGUGCGCCCAGUCCGACUCGUGCGCCUUUGCCAUCUUCAACCCCGGCAACGAGCCCCUCGACCCAAACUACUCGGGCAACUGCUGGAUGUACCCCGAGGGCGCUGUCUUCGACCCAAAGCUCGCCGGCACAUGCAAGGGCGACAAGCCCGAGCAGUACGUCUACCAGAACACGUGCCCCAAGAUCGUCAAGCCUUCGCCGUCGUCGUCCUCGGAGGGUGGUGGUGGUGGUGCGGCGGGCGGCGCCUCGCCGACCCCGGGACCGAGCGGCACGGGUGGUGAUGUUAGUGGCGGCGCCGCAGCUGCUGCCGGUGCGUCUUCGGCACCUGCCCCCGAGAAGGCCGCCGCCAACGGCCUUGCGCAGGCUUCCGCUGGAUCAGUGGUUCUUGGCGCGGCUCUGCUGCUAUGGCAAGCACUUGCAUAA